GCCAAGGAUAGUUUUGACGUUCACCCACAACAAAUAAAACAUGAGUGUAAUACUCAACUAGGUAUAGUUAUAUAUAGAAAUGUCUAAACUUAUUAGAGAUCAACAAAUAGAUUUAAAAUUAAAUGGAGACAAAGUUAAUAUACAAGCCAGAUACAAAAGUAGCUACAAUAAUACGGCAAGUUCCAAAUCUUUGUCAUUAGCUAAGAGGUUUUUGAGACCUGCUUCGACUAUUCCUUCUUUAAAUUUGGAGGAGAGAACAAAUUCUGAUAAUGAAACGAUAUCUGCGAAUCGUCCUGCUUCUGCUGGAUAUAUCCCAAAAAGAUCCCAUUAUUUCCAUAAAUGUUAUCUAAAUAGCCUUGAAGAUGGUACAGAAGAUUUCGAAGAUGACAUACUUCCAUCAUCUUUUAUUUUACAAGACAUGUUGAAUGUGCCAGCGAACUGUUGGAAAAUGGAAACACAAAAACAGUUAGAUUGUCUUGAUAAUAGUGACCUGGAAUUAGUGCAAUUGAACUCAAAAAGCAAGGCAAAUAUAGUCGAAGAGCAGUUUUCUGUUUCUUCUGUAGAAAACGAAAUUAAGAAAAUGCUUGAUAAAAACAAAAUUGAAAAGAAAAUAUUCAGUGAUUUCAACGAUAAUUAUAGCUUAUCCCCUGGUUUAACUUCCAAACCACCGCUUCCGAAACGACCAGAUAGUGGACAAAAAAGUUUUUCUGAUUGGAGAACGAGAAACGAUAGUGAAAGAGAUAUGGAUGCCAUCAGCGCAUAUCUAACUCUCAAGUACGAAACAGAAAUGUCCAAAACCUCAAAAGACAAUAUUCAGUCUUCCCCUACCAACGACUUAAAGAUAGAAAAUGACUAUUUUGAAAAAUUGUCUUUGAAGAAAAAGUGGCAGAAAUUGACAAAUGCAGAAGAAGUUCUAAUUCUAAAAGAAGAUAUACUGGCAAGUAAUAAUAAACGAUAUAAUAAUGAAAUUAAUGCUUCUAAUGAAGGAGAACUUGUUCCAAAUCUUCCAAUUAUUAUAAUUUCGAAAGAGGUAGACGUUUUACAAAAUGAAUACCAAACAGAUAAAUACCUCCAACAAUUAAAAAAAAGUCACGAACUUCUGGAAAGGAACAUGACAGACAGCUCAAAAAUAGUAGAAAAAUGUAUAUCACCAUGGUCGAAUAAUAAUAUUAUUCCUGACAUAUCAGAUAUAGAUCUAGACAAGCUGCUCGACGAGAAAUGUUACUCUCUAAAUAGAAAUGAUCAUAAUUUCAAAAAUGAUGAAAAGUUUGCAAAGAAUUCCCUCAAAGUGCUUAACAAGGAAAUAAUGCCUAAACCCGUUGAACUGACUGAAAGUAAACUAAUUUCAAAAGACAAAUAUAUAAAUCAAAAGCAGCAAGAAAGCGGUAUAGUAUAUUAUUUCCAUUAUUAUAUAAUUUAA
Messenger RNA from Diabrotica virgifera virgifera (western corn rootworm), 1420 nucleotides. RefSeq lists its product as uncharacterized. NCBI's taxonomy places the organism in Eukaryota, Metazoa, Arthropoda, Insecta, Coleoptera, Chrysomelidae. The transcript is spliced from 6 exons. The coding region runs from base 80 to 1420 and encodes 446 amino acids. The record is from RefSeq and is a predicted model, not a curated record.